This is a messenger RNA of Nymphaea colorata (pocket water lily), 1896 nucleotides long. RefSeq names its product leucoanthocyanidin reductase-like. Lineage: Eukaryota; Viridiplantae; Streptophyta; Magnoliopsida; Nymphaeales; Nymphaeaceae. Bases 667 to 1710 code for a protein of 347 amino acids. The record is from RefSeq and is a predicted model, not a curated record. Gene Ontology annotation, molecular function: oxidoreductase activity. The transcript has 6 exons.
CGAGUCAAGCGAGCUUUGUUUCAUCCCUCUGAUGCUCGUACCCGUAGCACUGCUACGACCAAUUUAUAUUGCAGAAAGCAUAUCUCUCUUACUGGUGCUUGGCCCGCCGUGUAUGUAGUUGCAUCAUUGUUGAAGCCGUGCCUACCAGGUGUUAUCGAGGAACGGAAUGACUACUUCACGGAAGAAGUUGAAGUGGGUUGUGGCUACUUCAAGGAACAACAUGAGAUCAGAAAACAACAUGAGAUCAGAAACAAAUGUACUGAGUUCUGAACAAUUUGGCAGACUAGAAAACAGAUUUCACGUGAGCUAGCAUUCUACUGCUCAAACUUUUUUUCGUUUCUCUCUCUCUCUCUCUCAAAUUUGCCUCCUCUCAAUUCAAUCUUGUCUCGUAGUGUCCAAAGAAAAAUAAAACUCAGUAAAGUCCACUUUUCCUUCUAACUUCAGGCCCAAAGAAUGAACGGUUGGUGUCCCAAAAUCCACAGAAGGCCGAUAAUUUAGAUACGAUGGGCCAGAAUCUUAUAAUAGGAAGCAAGGGUGCCAAGCACCAGCGGUACAAGUCUCUUUUUUAUUGGGACCAGAUGUUCCCUUCUCUCUGUUUGGAAUUAAGAUCAAACUGAAGCACUAGGUGUUCGGAUCGCUUAGGGGAGCUAAGAAUCAUCAUCCGACAUGGCGGACAUGGUACCGAAGCCUCCAAGCCAACCCAUCUCUGCCGCCCCGACCGCCAGUGCCCCCGACAAUGGCGUUCCGUCGAACCCCAUCUCCGGUAACAUUCUCAUCAUUGGUGCUGCCGGCUACAUCGGCAAAUUUGUGGCGGAGGCCAGCCUCGCCGCCGGUCGCACCACGUACAAACUUUGCCGCACCGGUUCGAGCAGCCCGUCCAAGGCUGCGGCCGUCCAGCGACUGCAAGAGUCAGGCGCCAUCGUCCUCCAUGGUUCACUAGAUCAUGUCGAGUUGAUUAUCAACCUUCUGAAGCAAUACAGAAUCGAAAUUGUGAUCUCCGCAGUUGGUGGCGACGCCAUUCUAGAUCAGUUACCGUUGAUUGAUGCUAUCAAUGCAGCUGGAAGUAUCAAGAGGUUCUUGCCUUCCGAAUUUGGGCACGACAUUGACAAAGCGAACCCAAUUGAACCAGCACUGACAUUGUACAAUCAGAAGAGAAAAAUCCGGCGAGCGAUUGAAGCCGCCGGCAUUCCUUAUACUUACAUAUGCUGCAACUCCAUUGCUGGAUGGCCAUACUUCGAUCAAAUCCAUCCUUCUGAGAUCCCACCCCCGACUGACUGCUUUGAGAUUUAUGGCGAUGGUAACGUGAAAGCUUAUUUCGUAGCCGGAGAAGACAUCGGAAAAUUCACAAUUAAAGCUGCAGACGAUGUGCGCACUCUGAAUAAGGUGCUACACUUCCGGCCACAAAACAACUUUGUGACACUGAAUGAGUUCGCAUGCAUGUGGGAGAAGAAGAUCGGGAAGGUGGUGCCCAGGAAGUUCAUCUCUGAAGAUUGCCUCGUCCGCCUGGCCAAAGAGAACCGAAUUCCGAGCAGCAUCGUGGCUGCCCUGACGCAUGACAUCUUUAUCAACGGGUGUCAGUUUGCCUUUGAGAUCGAUGGACCCCAAGACACAGAGGUUGGCCGCCUCUACCCGGACUCACCUCUCAUCCCUCUCAGCCACUGCUUGGAUGCUUAUCUUAGCAACGGAGUGGGGAGAGCAGCAAGCAUUUGAGUUCCCUGGAAUCUGCAGAUAUAUAACUAUUUCCCUUGAUAAAUGUUGCUCAUCUCCUCAUAUUUCUCCUUCAAAUGUUGCCCUUUUUUUAUAUAUUUCAGAUUUAUGGGUUGUUCUCUUGCGUGUCAACAGAACCUCUAAGACAAAGGCUUCUUUUGUUAAUAAGGUUAUACGAGAUGCCUGUCC